Molecule: messenger RNA, 1197 nt
Organism: Schistosoma margrebowiei
Lineage: Eukaryota; Metazoa; Platyhelminthes; Trematoda; Strigeidida; Schistosomatidae
Source: the annotation of a GenBank genome assembly
GUUCAAGGUCGUUGAAACGAAGAGGCGGGCACAUUCGAAAAGAUCUAACGUUUGAACCGUGCCGCCAUGUCGGGUAGGACUGCUCUGUUCGGAAGACCUCAGCAAUCUCAAACACGACAUUUACUGCAAUUCAAAGCAGGGAAAAUGACGAUUGGUGACGAUAAUUGGGUUCAUGCUGACCCUCGCAAGGGAUGGGUAUAUGUUUAUCAGUCCGGGGACGGAAAGUUACACUUUUGUUGGAUCGAUCGCAAAACGUUUCUUGUUGAAGAUAAUUUCGUCAUUAAUGCCAAACAGGCUGAGUUCCAAAAGAUUCCACAAUGUACAACGGGUAGAGUUUAUCUUCUUAAGUUCAAAGGUCCCAAACAUUUUUUCAUCUGGAUGCAAGAACCCAACGGAAAAAAUGAUAGUGAUAUUUGUUCAAGAAUAAACGACUACAUUAGGUCUCCACCUGCACAAACUACAACACUCUCAAGUGACUGGCUUAGUCGUUUUGAAAGUCUUAACCAACUUUCUCACAGCGAUAUUCUGGCUUUGUUGUCGAUGGGGGUAGGGCUUGGAAGUGGAUUAACUCCGGAAUCUGAUAUAUCAUCUGCUCAAGCGAAUGCUGUAACAAUCGGGCGUCAUUUAAAUACGGGACACCUAGAUGAAUCUAAUGUAUCUACAUCUGUCAUUGGGACUACCGCUACACCAUCUUCAGGAACUUCAUCCACUGGCGCUAACUCUCUACGCCCAUCUAAGACAACCGAUAAACGACUUGAAGCUGGGAAAAUACAACUUCAGGAUUUGAGAAAUAUCCUCUCAUCAAUCUCUACUGGAAUACGGAGUUCAUCAAAUGAUGCAAAGGUAGAAUUAAAUGAUGUCUUAAACGUAGAUAACUUACACUCACUUUUGAAUAAGCCGGAUAUUCAAGAAAGAUUGUUGCCUCAUCUUCCUCCUCUGGAUCCUGAAUCAACGAGUACAAAUGACUUGGAAAAUAUUACUGCAAACAUUCAGUCAUCUCAAUUCAAAACCACUUUGAAAUCCUUCUCAGCUGCUUUUCGAACAGGUGAACUUGCCCCGGUUUUGGCUCAAUUCAAUUUGGGUAUAAAAGCCGAUGAAGCUGCAAGACGAGGUGGUAAGUCUGUCAAAUGGUUUUUCUUGCCUGAACAAAUGAUCUAUACCAAUAUGAUUUUCCUGUAUGUAUCGUUUUAUACAUAA